AUCUAACCUAAUUAAAAAGCAAAAUUUGAUUACAUGCGCUCGAUCGACUACUGCUGCGUGACGAGCUGAACGCGUGCUCACAUUCCUGUGUCAGUGUGUGUAUUCAGCAGAAAAUCAUAUAUAUAAUACUAUAUAUAUGACACAUUACGUAUACAUGCGGAAUACUGGUCACAACAAUUACUGCUGCGCCGACUUAGUCGCAGCCCAUCGUUAAAAUGCUUGAGGGCCUUGUCGCUUGGGUCCUCAACAAUUAUCUCGGCAAUUAUGUUGAAAAUCUUAACACGGACCAGCUCAGCAUUGCCUUACUAUCAGGUGCUGUUGAGCUGGAAAAUUUACCUCUAAAAUUAGGAGCUUUACGACGCAUUGGGUUACCUGUUGAAAUUAAGGCUGGCUUUAUUGGCAAAGUCAGACUACAAGUUCCUGUAACACAAAUUAGAACAGCACCAUGGGUUAUAGCAAUAGAACAGUUGUAUUUAGUGGCAGGGCCUAUAAAUUUAGACGAGUACGACAGCGAAGCAGAAGAGCAAGCAAUGGUUGAUUAUAAAUUGUCACGCUUGGAAGCUCUAGAGGCUAGAUGGCGAGCUGAAUCUGAACAAGGUCCUGGAUAUUAUGCAGCAAGCUAUAGCACCUGGGUUAAUUAUGGCACUUCUUUAAUGACCAAUAUUAUAGAAAAUUUGCAACUUGUUAUCAAAGAUGUACAUUUACGUUAUGAAGAUACAGUAACUCUUCCAAAUGGAAAUGGAAUAGCAUUUGGUGUAACUAUAGGAGGAUUAACAGCUCAGAGUUGUGAUGCUAGUUGGGUACCUGGUUCUACAUCAUGGAAUUUAUCUGAUGCAUCUUUUAAAUUAAUGGAGUUGGAUGACUUGUCUGUGUAUUGGAACCAAAUGUCAAAAGAACAAACAUUUCAUAAUCUUAAUCUUGGAGAUUUGGCUGUGGCUAUGAAUGAAUCCAAAAAACACGCUAAAAAUUAUAUUUUAUCACCAGUUAGCGCUAAAGCUCAUGUUAAAAGAGAUAGGACUGAAAGACCUUUGCGCUCAGCCCAUAAACCUAGAAUAGUAGUAGACCUUUCACUUGAUCAAGUACCAUUAUCUAUAACAGAUGUACAAUAUGAACAAAUUGUGCAAUGUAUAAAAGGUUUAGAGGAAAUUGAUCGACAACGACGUCAAAGAAGAUGUCGACCAAUUGCGUCCAUCAAAGAAACACCCAAAGAAUGGUGGAGAUAUGCAGCUCGUUGUUAUGUAGGGCCAAAAAGUUUGCAACCAAAGAAAUCGUGGGGUGAUAUCCUUGAGCUGGGUAAAAAGAAUGUAUUAUAUGUAGAAGCUUGUGCAAAGUUAUUAUUAAAUCCCACGUCUAGUUUACCUCCGGAUCUUAAAAAACUCAAAGAUCAAAUGGAACUCAAAAUGAGUUUCGACGAGCUGCGUGUUUUGCGAGAAUUAGCGAUGGCGAAAAUACGACCACCAAAGCCUCCUACGCCAACUGCUCCGUCACCCCAAGCAAAAGGAAUGUUGUACCAAUGGUUUCCUCAGUGGUGGGGUUGGCAAUCGAGCAAAAGCAGUGAUAAUGGUAAUGGUUCGCCAGGCAAUAUUUCGGAACACGGUAACUCAUCGUCGACUUUCGACGGUGAACUACUCGAUGUGCUGGCCGAUGCUGUGGAUGAUGACACAUUAUUAAGGCGGGACACAGUUUUCGGAUUAUUCAAUUUUCAAUUGUCUAAGGGUGCCAUUUCUCUGUGUACAGUUUUGCCUUCGGAAAACGGUAAACCUACCGAGACAAAGAAAAUUAUGGAAUUGCAAUUCGAGCGCGUACAUUUAAGUUACGAAUCACGACCCCGCUCCGGGUCGCACAAGUUCUCCAUCAGUUUGGGAGCCCUCUACCUGCACGAUCAUUUGACUGAGAACUCGACCUUCCCAAUCCUCGUUCAACCGCAAACAAUCGGCGGAGGCCCGAGUUCAUUUUCGCGUUUACGCAGCUCUACCGACAAGCUCACUCAACAGCAAGCGCUUCAAUCGUCUCUUUUUGAGCUCGUUUACGAAAAGCGUCCUCUGCACCUGACAGUCGAUCACUCGCUCCAUGUCACCUCGCGCUCACUCGACGUCGUUUACAAUCCAGUGGCCAUGCGAUGGCUGGUCGAUUUUGUCUACGAGCCACAUCGUAGGGAUGCCUUCAAUAAUCAGCGACUGCAAGCCAUGAAGCGUCGAACCCGUCGAAGACUCAUGAAAAAUUGGGAACAGAUACUCGAAGGCGAUUCGGUUUACCGAUCCUCCUGGGAUCUUCAGCUGAAUAUCUCAGCGCCACAAAUUUUGCUCGUUGAAAAGUUUAACGACGCUAAUGCGCUCGUAGUUGUUGUGGACUUUGGCCGAUUACAUUUGACCAAUAGCGUGUCUGGUACGGCGAUGAGUGUGAAAAAUGUCAUGUCUCCGGUGAGCGAUCCAGACAACACCAACGAUGACGACGAAGAAGACGAACGCUACGAGACGCCGUGCUCGACGCCUCCUGGUAGCGAGGAAGACAACAGUGCUGCGCCUGAUUUGCAACAAGGCCUAUCAGAAGCGGCGCUCCACAAAAAACUUUACGAUCACUAUUCCGUUGACUUAUCAGACUUGCAAGUACUCGUUGGCAAAGUAAAAGACAAUUGGAAACACGCUAGAACGAAAGGCAUGUCGAAUCUUCAUGUACUUGAGAGAUUCAACAUAUCACUGCAAAUUCAGCGAAGAGUUGUGACAACCACGGAUCCGCAUUUCCCGUCUGUUACUGUUUCCGGGAAUCUACCUCGACUCGUAGUUCACAUUAACGAGCAAAAAGUGGAGUCCAUCAGAACGAUGUAUAAUCUGCUGUCAAAUUUAUCCAGUACAUCGCCUGUUACGGCAAAGACUAAUGGAAUCUACAUGCAAGACGUUCCUGAGAGUCCGAAAAAAGAAGAGCCCAUCGAUAAAACUUUGAAUCAUGCGAUUAUGGUUCAAUUUAUCAUUGAUCAAAUGACUUUUGAGCUGCAAUCCAGAGGCAGACCUGUCGCUGAAUUGCGAGUUACUGGAGUACGCGCUGCAUUAAGUAAACGUCCGGCGGAUUUUAGCGCAUCUUUAUCAGUUCACGGUCUUCUGUUGGUCGAUGCGCUUCAAGAAUUUGGUCCAGAUUUUGAGCUUUUGGUAGCCAGUCACAAACAUGUCGGUAUGGAUAGCAUAUCGGGUAGCUUGAGGGAUUCUGAACCGACUUCGCCGACGUCGCCCGCAUCCACGGGUUCACCGGACCCGCACAAGCCGCGUCGCAUAACUUCGCCUGUGGCUCUGACGCAUGCUUUGUCAAAUUUGGCCCACCAAGCGCCUUUUUUACCGCACAAUAAUUCAACGGGUACAUUAGAACAAUUGGACAGCGAGGCUCUAAUAGUCGUCGAAUUGAUGAUCGUUGACGAACCGUUGGAAAAUUUACGCGUAGCCAAUAUUCAGUUUAAUAAUUUGGAUAUCAUAGCUAACCAAGAGACGAUUGUUGAAUUGAUGGGUUUUGCAAGGCGAUGUUUUCCUUCGAAAAAAAGUAAAGCAAGACGAAUGGACAGAUAUGAGUCAGUGACGAGUUUAACAUCCGAAGGAAAGGCUACGAGAACUGAAAUCGCUUUCGAUUUCCAUCGAUUAAAUGUUCUUCUACUGAGAGCAGUUAUGCAAGAUAGUCAAUUAAUUGGUCAAAAAAUUGCCACUGCCACCAUGUCAGAUGCUCGUAUUCAAGCGACUCUUGCUUCAGACACUUCGAUAUCCGGUUCUCUCGGUGGUCUUCAAAUUCUCGAUCAAACUUCGACUGGCAAGACUCACCAACGUGUCAUAAGCGUCGGUCGUGAUCCUCUAGCAGAGCAACAUUCUCGAAAUAAUGACAAAUCCGCGUAUGAUGAAGCAUUCGCAGCUGAAACUGCUGGUCAAUUGGAAGCCUUCAGCUUUUCGGCCAGUCGCAUUGUAAGGCCUGACACCGCUGAUGUUCUGGUGGACAUUGGCGUUCGCGUUGGUAGUGUCUGGUACACCCACGCUCCUCACCUUAUUUCGGAAUUGCGUUCCUGUGCCGACGAGUUCAAACAGUACCUGAGUAAUUGGGCAAGACAAAUUGGCGCCGCUGCCACCGAUAUGGCUAUAGGUUUGGUCGGCGCGGAAGAUUGGGCCAUUCCACAAAGGAAGAGAUUACCGAGCUUUUCGAUCGAUGGCAUGGACUCGACGAAUCAUUUAUUGAAGCUAGAUUUGCUAUUGGACAGCCCAGUUAUCGUAAUACCAAGAUCAUCCCAAAGCGGUCAAGUUUUCGUUGCUCAUCUGGGUACAAUGUCAUUACAACAUGAACCCCCAUCUACUGGCUCGACCAAACAAAAGAUUUCCUUUGAAGUAAAAAAUAUGAAUUUACAUUCACUUGAUGUAUCGGAAAAACUCAAUCAACCGACUUCAAGUUGUCUGCCUCUACGUGCCGAAGAGAUGUACUGUUGCAAAGAGAAUGGAAGACCAAUUCUUCAUGACACGCUAUUACAAGUAACAAUAGAGCGUGAUUUGAGUAGUCGGUGCCAAAGUCCAGGUUAUCCAAUUGAAAUCGAAGGAGUAUCGUCACGCGAUGGUACUGUUGAGAUAAAUGGAAUUGUCGCUACUCCUCUCAAAGUGUCGCUAGUUCGUAAUCAGUACGAACAAUUGAUCGAUACAGUUCACAGGUUGUUUUCGGCUCAUAGUACAUCAACCAUGCCCAACAAAUCAGGGUCUGAUAAUUCAAGUAGUUCAACUAGUGCUAGCGAUGAAAGUUCCUAUACAGAAAAGUUUGACUUGCCUAUAAAAGUUUUAUUUAAAAUACCGGCGUUGAGCGUCGAAUUAAAACAAGAAGGCAGAUUGGAGCAACCACUGGUCGAACUAUCUAUGCGAGACCUAUGUACCAAAUUUGAAAAACUUCAACGUGGUGAAUCAACUACUGAAGUUUCAUUACGUUCGCUACUUAUGGAAGACCUUUUGUGUCCUGUGGGCUCUCGGCAUCGCUACAUGAUGCAGUCGUCCGCCCCUACUAGAGCUCGAUUAUUAGCAGGUGUAUCACGAUCUUGCCCAGAUCUUACAAUUCCUCGACUUCUGCGUAAAUCUUCCGGACUUUAUGGAAGCUUGCCUGAUAAUUUGGAAACUGAUACAUUGUAUGGACCUGUACCAUCACACUGGCGGCGUGGUAAACCAGUAACCGCAAUUGAAAUUCCUAACACUCCACCACCAUCACCAGGUGCUAUCAGCACAGAAGAAAAUCUCGUUCUUAUUAACAUUACUACCAACGAAUCCGAGUCGGGUACUCCAAAUCGCCAUCGUAAAAAACGUGUGACAAUCGAUUUCAACUGUCUCGAUUUGGUUGUUAGUGUUGAGUCGUGGAUGGUCGUUCUUGACUUUUUGGGCUUUGGUUCACCCAGUUCUGACGUAGUCAUCAGUACUGUCCCGACAAUAAACAUCGACGAACCCGAUUCUCGUCCAGUAGCUAAAUUACCUGUUCACUCGGACACAGAGAUCGAAAUAAAUUCUUUGACACUGGUGCUUACGCAAUCUGAGCGAGAGAUAGCCCGUGUAAAUAUUUCCAGUGCCAGUACGCAUAUCGUGAAAACUGGAGAGACCACGAAAGUAUCGGGAUCGCUGGGAUCGAUGUCUCUCCUAGAUCUAACACCGCAUGGGAGAUUCUACAGAGAGCGCUUCGUCACGUCUGGUCGCAAGGCCUUGAAUUUUCAGUACACGAGCUACGCAAACUCUCAGAGCAGGCCACACGACGCUGAGUUGAAACUCCAAAUGUCAUCGGUGCAUUACGUGCACACGCAGCGCUUCAUUGCCGAACUUCAAGCGUUUUUCGCUCAUUUUGCUCAGCUGCGUAACGUGAUGGUAAAUCUCCAAGCCGGAGGUAGCGCAGUCAUUGAUUUUAAGAAACGCAGCACCAGACUGUCUUUAGAGCUUCACGCCGGGGCACCGGUUAUUUUGCUGCCAGUCAGUUCAAGAUCCGAAGAAUUAAUACUACUGGAUCUCGGAGAGUUGUCGGCUAACAAUAAAUUCGUUGCAUCAAGUAUCAAUCCUGAGUGCCUUUUAGAUACUAUGAGUUUAGAACUCGUCAACAUGGACGUUUACACGGCUAAAAGGAUAGCCGGUAAUUAUGACGAGCAGUCGAUCGACGAAGAAGAUACACUGAACAUCGGUAGUUAUGCAGUGAAAAAAACUGGACCCUCUUUACUCAACGAAAAAUGCCAUUUAAAACUCAGAAUUGAGAGAAAUCUCGACGCUUGGCUUACCCGGGAAAUCCCGGAAGUUAGUGUACAUGGCACUUUAUCCACGAUGGACUGUGCCUUAGAUCCAUCUCAGUACACGCUCAUACGUGGCCUACUAGCUCACAAUAUUGGUGAAAACCUCGACGAUCUUGUGAGUACUUUUACGCGCGAUAACAGUACCUCGGAUCAGUCGAAUAUUCCUGUGGAUUCUAAUAGUAAAGCCUGGACGACGUCUUUUAUUAGCUUUGAAUUAGUCAAUGUGACCUUGAAACUUCAUUCAGAACGAGAUCAAGCAGCUCUCGCAUGUGUAAAUUUCAUAAAAUCUCGUUUGAUACUCGAAUCUUUGAGCGAUGGAUCGCAAGACGUAGAUCUGGUCUCUCGAGAAAUUCUUGUUACCGAUACGAGAUUUCAAGAUGAGCCAGUUAAUCGCAGAUCUAAUGUAUUUACGAGCAUAUUACAACCGUUAAAAAGUAGUUCAGCUGCAGAGGAUAGAGUCCAAGCCGAAGUUCAUCACAGAAAAAGAAAAAAUUGCUCGGCUACAACAAUUUUAUUGCACAGUAUGCGAUUGACAGCUAUUCUAGACUGGUGGGAAGCUGUGCGAGACAUUCUUGUAUUAAACUCUCCAGAACCUGCACCUUUGCACACCAUACCGGUUGCUGCUGGCAAAGAAAGUAUCGAAGAAGAGCCAGUUGCAAUGCCUUUUGAAUUAAAACUCAACAUUACUGAGUCUGAGCUUGUAUUAGUCGAGGAUACGUCAAUGUGGGAUACCAACGCAGUAAUACUCAAGAGUACAGCAGUACUUGCGUAUCGAUCAAAAAGUCAAAAUGGAGAAAAACCGUUGAGUUGCAAUUUAUCGCAUUGUGAAUUGUUCUCGUGUAUUCUAGGCUUAGAAGAGGAAACGGCACUCUCUAUAAUCGAUCCUGUGGGUGCCUCGCUAGAGCUGACAGCCGAAAAAUGCUUGGAAAUUCAUCUUCAACCUCUAAGUGUCAGGCUCAGCUAUCAUGACGUCAACAUGUUCACACGGAUGUUACGUUCCCUGCCAAAACAGACACUUCUAGCUCGUCAAAGAAGUUCUCUCGAUGAAAACCAGCCAGCCAAUUCGAAAAGUCACAUCUUGAAGCUUUCUGCUCUAGGAUUUACCGAGGUUGAUUGUGAGACUGCUUUGGAUAAGUGCAACGGUCAUUUGGAUGAUGCAGCUUUAUGGCUCACUCAAAAUGCAGUACCUAGUAGUCUGCAAACUACGAGCUCUGAUGAUUCUCCUUUAACGGAGAUUCGACUUGAAACAUCGUGUUUAAAAAUCUGCAUCAUCGAUGACUGUAGAGAUGCUGAUGUGCCCUUGCUCGAGCUGACUCUGGUCGACUUGGUUCUCAGACAAGAAUAUUGUGGCCCUGGUGAUGUGUCCGGUACUUUUAGCAUUGAUUACUACAAUCGUGUUUUAAGUGGCUGGGAGCCAUUCGUUGAACAGUGGCGCGCAUCUAUGCAAUGGGAACAAGCAUUAUCGAGUUCUUCUUUAAGUUCAAAAAGAUUGAGAAUACGCGUGGACUCGCAAGACUCGGUUAACGUUAACAUCACUUCGACUCUCGUUGAGAUGUUCACCCUUGUCAAAGAAAAUUGGACUCAAGAUUACUACUCGUUAAGUGAACCUAAUAAAGGUGAUAAGAAAAACUACAGACGACGUUCUCCAUUUGUACCAUUUGCUCUGAAGAAUGAAACAGGCUCUAGAAUUUGGUUUAAAACUUUGAUUGCUACCGCUGAGGAUGAUAGAAUCGUCGAUAGAGACUUUUUGCGUAAAAAUGCUUUGAAAAAGGAUCAAACAUGGCUAGAAGUCGCUUCGGGAGAGACGAUACCUUUUACUUUUGAAAACAGAGGUAAAUUGAGACAUCACUCAACUCACAUUGUAAGGCGUCAUCAGGUCGCCGUAGUUGUCGAAGGAUGGAAAGUUGUUGAUCCCGUUACAGUAGAUAGAGUUGGUGUGUACUUCAGACAUGCACGUUUUGACUUCAAAGGUUCUGAGAUGAUUAAUACCAAAGCUAGAAUAGUUUUCAACGUAGAAUUAGAAGGAUCUGCGAGAAAAUUAGUAACUGUAAGAUCGGCUCUGCAGGUAAUCAAUAAAUUGAAGUAUAGUGUUGAUUUAAAAUUGGAUAAAUCAAUGAGUUAUUAUGGCUAUUCUCCAACUUAUACAUCCGCAUUAACAGGCCGAAUUUUACAAGUACCCGCGCAAUCUCGUAUCUCCAUCCCUUUAAGUCAUACUGAUGUACAAAUGUAUGUAAAGCCAGUGCAAGCUGGUCAUCCUUAUCAGUACUGCAUAGAACCAAUUGAUUGGACAACUGUAAAAAAGAUGAACGAAGUUAUUGAAGUGCAGACGACUAGUCGAACACCAAACUUGCAGCAAACUUUCAGAAUGUGUGUGGCUGUGCGAAGGGACAAUUAUCCAGUCGAUACAUCGCAAACAUUGCCUGGACAUACAAUAACUAUUUUAGCACCAAUGACUUUGACCAAUCUUUUACCUCACGAAUUGUACUUUACUGUUGGUACCGAGAGCGGUCGUAUUUUACCUGGUGAAUCUUCUGAUUUGCAUAGCUUGAAUGUAACCGAUCAACUGGAAAUCAGUAUUCAAAUGGAUGGUUAUCCUGGUUCUGGAACAUUUAUUCUUCCACAAAAUAGUUGCUCUUUCACGGGAAGAAUGCGUCUAUCCGAUUCGCAAGGCCGAAUUCUCUUCAUUCAUGCAACAGUGAUAGUAGAGCGGGGAAUGGCAACUAGAAUCAAUAUUACUGCACCUUAUUGGAUUAUUAAUAAAACUGGUUUACCUUUGGUGUUUAAACAAGAAGGAGCCAGCAAUGAAUUUGCUGGUCAAUUUGAAGAGCACGAAAAAGCGAGGAUGGUUGCACCGUUGCUCUUCUCGUUCAACGACGAGGAAAUUAGCGGUACACUGUCUGUUCGAGUAGGAACUGGAGUUCAUUCAAAUGGCAUACCACAAUGGUGUCAAAGUUUUCAUUUACAACCUGGCGUUCAAGUCCACCGUUUAAGGGUUUGUUUACGUGAUGGUAGACCCGACAUCGUUUACCUGAUCGGAAUAACAGCAAGAGCUGCGAGAGGUAGAUAUCGAGCUACAACCGUUGUUACGCUUUCUCCAAGAUAUCAACUGCACAAUAAAUCAUCUUGGACAUUAGAACUUGCUCAAAAGUGUUUCACAACUACUGUGACUCAUCCUGUUGCCCAAGCCACAUACAUCACAGCAAUGCCAGAUUGUCAUAUGCCUUUCCACUGGCCAAGGCUCGAUAAAGAUCAACUACUUUGUGUGCGAGUCGUUAAUAUUCCUAAUUGCUCGUGGUCUGGCGGUAUUCUUUUACAAGGGAAUCAUUCUUUGACUAUUAAUAUUAGAGAUAGUACUGGCCAGAUGUUUUUCCUUCGCGUCGACGUAGUUUUACAAGAAAGUACAUUUUUCAUUGUUUUCACCGAUGCACACACUAUGCCACCACCGAUUCGAGUCGAUAACUUUUCAGAGGUUCCAUUAACACUGAAUCAGACCACCAUUCAAGAUAGUUUGCAGUGGACAGUUAGACCUCAUUGUUCGGUUCCAUACGCUCUUGAUGAACCGACAUUGCCAACAAGUCUCACCGUAACAGCACCCGGUGGAGUAACGGCUGCUUAUGAUCUGAAUGUUCUUGGCGAGUGCAGGGGUUUAACGUACGAAAAUUUCAUCUACAUCGCCUUUACUGGAACGUUCAAAGCAGAUGGUGAUCUAGGAACAGGCGAAGCUGGAUUAGAUCCUCUCGAUGUCGAAACCCAAAGAUUGGUCUUGGAAGCUGGUCCUGGUGGUUGGGUGGCACUUCGCAGAAAGCAAUAUGGAGCGAGAUCUCAGCUCUGGAGAAUGACUGGAGAUGGUCAGCUCCAACACGAAGGAUCAAGCCCUCCAAGAGAUAAGCAUAGUCGAACUCCGGAUACUGUGCUAGUUCUGGAUAUAGCUGGAACUGCUCCACAACCUUUCACCUUUUGUCCACUAGCUUUGAGAAGACCUGAUCCAAGGCGUAGAUCCACUCAAACUUGGCGUUUCACCGAUGAUGGCCGACUUUGCUGUGUUCAUGCGAAUAUGUGCGUUCAAUCGAAGGAUGGUUUCAUGGGACUGCAAGAAGGGAGCGAAGCGGUUUUGGGUCCACAAAUGCACUGCAAUCCACCACCAAUCGAGCAACGCGUUGCCAGACAACGAUUGAGACCGGGAUCUGGUUAUUUGUCUGUACGAGUCACUACCGAUGGACCUACGAGAGUCUUACAAGUUUUAGAUAUUAAAGAAAGAAAGCGUACGUUUGCCUUAUUAGAGGAACGCGACUGGUCAAAUAUAUCUGUAACUCAGCGUCCAACGCAGUUGGAAGUGGCUGAAUUGAGAGCUAUUGAUGCACGAGAAUUGUAUUUGAGCGUUGAUUUACCAGCCGGUUUGGGUUUAUCUCUAGUAUCUAGUAAACCAGCUGAAGAAUUGAUAUUUGCACGCUUUGCCGGCAUUGCACUCGAUUACGUUGACACGCCUGCUAGUAAAAGUUUGGAAUUGAGUAUCAACGAUGUACAAAUUGACAAUCAAUUAUUUGAAGCACAGUGUACUUCGGUCGUGUACAUAUCAAGAGCUUCUCGAGGUGAAGGUGAUUCCCGUCCAGCGAUUCACGUUGCUGCUGAAAAGUUACCAUCAAAAAAUCAAAACGCUGAAAUUUAUAAACAUUUGAUAGUCAGCGUUAAACCAGUUUGCGUUCAUCUUGAGGAGCGUCUGAUUUUGAAAUUUGCCGCAUUUGUCGGGGCCGGCUCACUUGACCAAGAAGUUCCAGUAGAUGAAAAUGACUUCAAUGCUCAACGUCUGAUCUCGAAUGUUUCUGCAGCUCAUGCUAAGCGUUACUAUUUCGCAGCUCUCAAGUUGGUACCGAGUCAAGUAGAAUUGAGCGUACUUACAACAACCAAACUUCCACCACAUCUUCAAGCAAUAAAGAAAAAACUCGGCUUAACAUUGAUUAAAUUUGAAGAUGCCACUAUCGAGCUUGAACCAUUUAUAAGAAAACAUCCAUUCGAGAGUAGCCAGUUUUUGAUACAUUCUAUCAUCAAACAUUACAAAGAUGAACUCAAGUGGCAGGCUGCGGUGAUAUUAGGCUCGGUCGAUUUUCUGGGCAGUCCCUUAGGAUUCGUGAAUGACGUUUCGGAAGGAGUUUCCAGUCUAAUUUACGAUCGAAGUGUUAAGACUUUGGUGAAAAAUGUGACGCACGGGUUUUCCAAUUCUGCUGCAAAAUUAUCAGAAUCGCUUUCUGAAGGUUUUGGUCGUGUAAUAAUGGACGAUUGGCACGAGGAAGUUAGACAGAGAAUACGAUCGAAUACAACUGGAAGUAAAGAUCACUUGGUAGCAGGAUUCAAAGGUCUAGGAUUUGGAUUAUUCAGUGGUGUGAUAAGCAUUGGAAAGCAAACGUACGAUGGUGUUAUAAAUGAAGGGUUUCCGGGAUUUUUCGCUGGACUUGGAAAAGGUGUUGUUGGGACCAUAACGAAACCAGCCGUUGGAAUACUUGAUUUUGCUACUGAAAGUAGCAUUGCUAUCAGAGAAAGUAGUAGAAGUGCACACAGACAAAUACCUAAGCGUGACCGAUUACCGCGAGUACCAACUGGCCCCGCAGGUCUUCUGCCACCAUAUAAUUCCCAACAAACCGAGGGUCAGGAAUUAUUGCACAGCAUUAACAAUCGCGACUAUUCUGAACUAUUUGUUAUUUACGAAUGUCUUCGCACGGGGGCAGACAAUUUGAAAGUAUUAGUAUCCAAUGAACGCGUCAUUGUUAUAUCUGGUAAUAGUAAAUGCGUCGUUACCGAAGUUAGUUUGGCUGAUUUGUUGUAUUGUCAGCCUACCCACAGAAUUGAAGCUAAUGGCAGUACUCUACAUUACAUUGAACUGACAUCGAGAACCGAAUCAUCUAAUCAGAUGGCUAGUUUUGAGGGUGCUGCCGAAAUGUUGAGAAGACCAAAAGUACGAUGCGACAAUGAGGAGGUUGCGAAAUGGGUUUCUAGACAAAUUAAUUAUGCUAAAGGAAUGCACGAAGAAAGACGUCUUACUCUCACUUCCACAGAAAAUGUGCUGGACGAUAUGCACCUUUACAAAUGAGCAAGGCUUAUUAUUACUUUAAUCGCGAAAGAUUUUUUCAUGAACACGUUGCAAAAGCGUUAUUACUAUUUGAGUGAUUAUCUUCGAUUUCUAUAUCGUAAAAGACGUGAUUAAGUCACAAAUUAUUACCGGUUUUAAGUGAUUCUUCAAAAGACUGACGCUGUAAAAACGAGCAAUAAGUGUCGCACGCGGAAAAAAUUAUAUUUUUCUGGUGCCAUUUUUUGUUAACACAUGUUUAUACGUAUUACGAAGUACAUGUAGAUAAUAGACGUAUGCAAGUGAAUGAUUGAUAAAUGGUAUAAAUGUGAUUGUGAAAUAUUAUGUACAUUUCAUUGAAAUCGUGAUAGAAAUAAAAACGAAAAAAUAUACAAAUUAAACUUUGCGUUCACGAAAUGUAAUCGUUGAACCAAGUAUUGGUUAAUCUAUUACAUUCAACGCCUAAGUCAUUCAAACUUUUAGUUUAUAGUAAAGUAUUUAUUAUUCUUAUCAAUUGUUAUAAUUCUACAUUCACUCUGUACAAUCUGAAUUGUAACUGUACAUAAAAUAAACUAAAUAGUUUAAUUUCAAAGGGGUUUAAAAAGGAUAAAAACCACGAAAGAAAUUUCAAAAAUAUAUGUUUGUUGUAAUGUAAA
This is a messenger RNA of Trichogramma pretiosum, 12973 nucleotides long. RefSeq names its product vacuolar protein sorting-associated protein 13D (gene Vps13D). The coding region runs from base 216 to 12341 and encodes 4041 amino acids. Gene Ontology annotation, biological process: protein retention in Golgi apparatus; protein targeting to vacuole; mitochondrion organization. Gene Ontology annotation, cellular component: extrinsic component of membrane. The transcript has 29 exons. The record is from RefSeq and is a predicted model, not a curated record. NCBI's taxonomy places the organism in Eukaryota, Metazoa, Arthropoda, Insecta, Hymenoptera, Trichogrammatidae. Gene Ontology annotation, molecular function: protein binding.